AUGUCCAAACAACUGCAGUUCAAGCUUGUCCUGCUCGGCGAGUCUGCCGUCGGGAAGUCCAGUUUGGUGUUGCGUUUCGUGAAGGACCAGUUCGAUGACUAUCGAGAAAGUACUAUUGGAGCCGCGUUCUUGACCCAGACUGUCACGCUGGACGACCAAACAACCGUGAAGUUUGAGAUAUGGGACACUGCUGGACAGGAGCGAUACAAGAGUCUCGCACCGAUGUACUACCGUAAUGCCAACUGCGCGGUGGUUGUAUACGACAUCACGCAAGCUGCGUCACUCGAGAAGGCACGAUCUUGGAUUCGUGAGCUGCAGCGUCAGGCGGAUCCGUCCAUUGUGAUUGCACUGUGUGGCAACAAAGCCGACUUGUCUGCACGGCGUCAAGUUUCGGAGGAAGAGGCGAAGAAGUACGCCGAGGAGGAGGGGCUCAUGUGGGCCGAGACUAGCGCGAAGACCGGAGAGGGUGUGCAAGAGAUCUUCACUGCAAUCGCCAAGAAGCUACCUCAGAAUGCUCCACCAUCUGCAAGAGGGGGCAGGCCAGGCACAUCGGCACGGACGGGCGUGGAUCUCACCAAGCAGGCGACUGGUGCCCCGGGUCAGAACGAGCCUUGCAACUGCUGA
Molecule: messenger RNA, 624 nt
Organism: Postia placenta MAD-698-R-SB12
Lineage: Eukaryota; Fungi; Basidiomycota; Agaricomycetes; Polyporales; Adustoporiaceae
Exons: 8
Coding region: 1-624 (207 amino acids)
Molecular function (GO): GTPase activity; GTP binding
Source: RefSeq, a predicted model, not a curated record